AUGCUGAGCUCAGUCUGCGUCUCGUCCUUCCGCGGGCGCCAGGCGGCUAGCAAACAGCAGCCGGCGCCGCCGCCGCCGCCGUCCGAGUCCCCGCCACCGCUGCCCUCGCCGUCGCCGCCACCGCCGUUGCUGCAAGAGCAGCAACCUGCGCAGCCCGGCCCCGCCGCGUCCUCGGCGGGCCCCCCGGCACCCCGCGGGCCCGGGGGCCGGCGCGCCGAGCCAUGCCCCGGGCUGCCGGCGGCGGCCAUGGGGCGGCACGGCGGCGGCGGUGGCGACAGUGGCAAGAUCGUGAUCAACGUGGGCGGCGUGCGCCAUGAGACGUACCGCUCGACGCUGCGCACCCUGCCGGGGACGCGGCUGGCCGGCCUGACGGAGCCCGAGGCGGCGGCGCGUUUCGACUACGACCCGGGCGCCGAUGAGUUCUUCUUUGACCGGCAUCCGGGUGUCUUCGCUUACGUGCUCAACUACUACCGUACGGGCAAGCUGCACUGCCCGGCCGACGUGUGCGGGCCGCUCUUCGAGGAGGAGCUCGGCUUUUGGGGCAUCGACGAGACCGACGUGGAGGCCUGCUGCUGGAUGACCUACCGGCAGCACCGGGACGCCGAGGAAGCGCUCGACUCCUUCGAGGCACCCGACCCUUCCGGCGCCGCGAACGCUGCCAACGCCGCGGGCGCCCACGACGCGGGUCUGGACGACGAGGCGGGCGCGGGCGGCGGCGGCCUGGACGGCGCCGGCGGCGAGCUCAAGCGCCUCUGCUUCCAGGACGCGGGCGGCGGCGCCGGGGGCCCGCCAGGGGGCGCGGGCGGCGCGGGCGGCACGUGGUGGCGCCGCUGGCAGCCCCGGGUGUGGGCGCUCUUCGAGGACCCCUACUCGUCGCGGGCCGCCAGGUAUGUGGCGUUCGCCUCCCUCUUCUUCAUCCUCAUCUCCAUCACCACCUUCUGCCUGGAGACCCACGAGGGCUUCAUCCACAUCAGUAACAAGACAGUGACACAAGCCUCCCCGAUCCCUGGGGCUCCGCCAGAGAACAUCACCAAUGUGGAGGUGGAGACGGAGCCCUUCCUGACCUACGUGGAGGGCGUGUGCGUGGUCUGGUUCACCUUUGAGUUUCUCAUGCGCAUCACCUUCUGCCCAGACAAGGUGGAAUUUCUCAAGAGCAGCCUCAAUAUCAUUGACUGUGUGGCCAUCCUGCCCUUCUAUCUGGAGGUGGGGCUCUCCGGCCUCAGCUCCAAGGCUGCCAAAGACGUGCUGGGCUUCCUGCGGGUCGUCCGCUUCGUCCGGAUCCUGCGGAUCUUCAAGCUCACGCGGCACUUUGUGGGGCUGCGCGUGCUCGGCCACACGCUCCGCGCCAGCACCAACGAGUUCUUGCUGCUCAUCAUCUUCCUGGCCCUGGGCGUGCUCAUUUUCGCCACCAUGAUCUACUAUGCCGAGCGCAUCGGCGCCGACCCCAACGACAUCCUGGGCUCCAACCACACCUACUUCAAGAACAUCCCCAUCGGCUUCUGGUGGGCCGUGGUCACCAUGACAACCCUGGGCUACGGAGACAUGUACCCCAAGACGUGGUCGGGGAUGCUGGUCGGGGCGCUGUGUGCCCUGGCUGGGGUGCUCACCAUCGCCAUGCCAGUGCCCGUCAUUGUGAACAACUUCGGCAUGUACUAUUCGCUGGCCAUGGCCAAACAGAAGCUGCCCAAGAAGAAGAACAAACACAUUCCCCGGCCCCCGCAGCCUGGCUCGCCCAACUAUUGCAAGCCCGACCCGCCCCCACCCCCCCCACUCCCUCCUCACCAUGGCAGCGGCGGCAUCAGCCCCCCACCCCCCAUCACCCCGCCCUCCAUGGGGGUGACUGUGGCCGGGGCUUACCCGCCGGGCCCCCACACACACCCUGGGCUGCUCAGGGGGGGAGCGGGUGGGCUCGGAAUCAUGGGGCUGCCUCCUCUGCCGGCCCCUGGGGAGCCCUGCCCAUUGGCUCAGGAGGAAGUGGUUGAGAUCAACCGGGCAGAUCCCCGCCCCAACGGGGACCCUGCAGCUGCUGCGCUGGCCCAUGAGGACUGCCCGGCCAUUGACCAGCCCGCCAUGUCCCCGGAAGACAAGAGUCCCAUCACCCCUGGGAGCCGGGGCCGCUAUGGCCGGGACCGAGCCUGCUUCCUCCUCACCGACUACGCCCCAUCCCCUGAUGGCUCCAUCCGGAAAGCCACCGGUGCUCCCCCACUGCCCCCCCAGACUGGCGUAAGCCAGGCCCCCCAAGCUUCUUGCCCGACCUCAACGCCAACGCUGCGGCCUGGAUAUCCCCCUAGUGGACGAACCCCCUCCCCCCGGGCUCUUGUCACCGCCUGAGACCUCGUGAGACCCUCGAUCCCCCCCUGCCCCUUUCCCCCAGGUUAGCAAUUGGGAAUGGCUGGGAGGGGGUGACUCCAAGAUACUGGGCUUCUGACUCCCCGACCCAGGCCCUGUCUCCUCCUGUCAAGGUGCCCACAUCCAGACAGAUCCCUUGGUAGUGGCUAGGAAAGCCCUAGAACAGCCCAGAUACUGGCAGAACUCUCAAGACAUUCCUAAGUUUUCAAGAAACCCCACACCUGCCCCUAAGCCUUAGAUCCCUUGAGUAUCAAGACACUGUCAGGACCUUCCCAUCAGAAGGUUCCCAUCUGAAAGCCUUAGCCUUUAAAGACAGCCCAUUACAACCCUCGGUGAAGCCUUGCCAUAUCAGACUGCUCUUGGAGCUGUCCUUCAGCACCACCACACCGCGGCCCCACUCAGGGGGCACUGCUGACUUGCGCUCCAUUCAGCCCCUCACAGCCCACCCCCCCAUGCCC
Dama dama (fallow deer) is the source of this 2807-nucleotide messenger RNA. RefSeq names its product potassium voltage-gated channel subfamily C member 3 (gene KCNC3). The record is from RefSeq and is a predicted model, not a curated record. Gene Ontology annotation, cellular component: axon; dendrite membrane; voltage-gated potassium channel complex. Gene Ontology annotation, biological process: potassium ion transmembrane transport; protein homooligomerization. Gene Ontology annotation, molecular function: protein binding; delayed rectifier potassium channel activity. Lineage: Eukaryota; Metazoa; Chordata; Mammalia; Artiodactyla; Cervidae.